GUUUGUCAACUAUGUGCAAUAUACGGAAACCUUCUUACGAUAGCAGCAGAGCAAACAGAAGAAGGAUGUAGCGAUUGAGUUCCUUUCGGACAUGUUCGGUCUCAAGUACCUGAGGAAUUACGUCGGAGAGAUAUCUUGGUUCGAGAGGCUCCCCUCGAUGACAGAAACCGAGUUGCAUAGCGAGGUUUCUGUAGGCACGACGGAAGGUCGGUCCGUCUCACCAGCAGCGUCAGAGGAUGGUUUAUUAGCACAUCAACCGAAUUUGUCGUUCGUCACUUGGGCGAUAAGGCGUAACCCAUUCAAGAGCAAGCACCAAUCCAAGGCUAGACGGGACCCACGCCUUGAAUCAGUGUUACCUAUGUUGCGCAAGAAAUGCCAGGCUCUUUGCACGGGGAAUGGCGCGACACGUCGGUAUGUCGACGAGAUGCGAGAAACGGAGCGUGAGGUGAAGUGCAUAUCACGAACACUGACUGCUGGGUUAUUCCAACACAUUGGUGCUACUUUCUUCAAUGCAUACAUGGGGCACGAGUACUCAGACACAAAUCAAUCGAGCCAUGUUGAUUACGACAGACAGGUUAAUACCCGUGCUAUGAUGGAAGAGCUAAGGGUUCUACGAGCGAAGUUCGAUGUAACAGAGGACGAUGAUGAACAGCGAGCACUGGAGGAGGACGUCGCAGGAAAGAUCCUGUGGCUUUGUUGGUGCGGUAUCUGUGCGGAAGUGGACCAAAUAUUGCCAGAGGUCGUGAGUUACAUUCGGGAAGAAGGAAAUUUAUUGGAUCAUGCUUGACGCAGGAGCGGGCACAUCAAAGCAUCAGUUGUUGCUUGCUUCCCAGGCCACAGAGCAGGUCAAGUGGUCAGCUACGACUAUGUCGCGGGGCACCCCCACUCUCGACACCCAAGCGACCAUCCGAGGUACAAACCAUCAAAUGCCUUCCAUAUCAGUAGUAUG
Pisolithus orientalis is the source of this 949-nucleotide messenger RNA. RefSeq lists its product as uncharacterized. NCBI's taxonomy places the organism in Eukaryota, Fungi, Basidiomycota, Agaricomycetes, Boletales, Pisolithaceae. The transcript is spliced from 8 exons. The coding region runs from base 92 to 787 and encodes 231 amino acids. The record is from RefSeq and is a predicted model, not a curated record.